Molecule: messenger RNA, 1422 nt
Organism: Paramecium tetraurelia
Lineage: Eukaryota; Ciliophora; Oligohymenophorea; Peniculida; Parameciidae
Exons: 4
Source: RefSeq, a predicted model, not a curated record
AUGUCAACUAAUUAAGAAGCAAUGGCCACAUUCUAUUCACCUAAAUUUGAAUAACAAUGUUAUCUUUGUCAACAUGGUUUGCAUGGCGUAGAACAGCAGACUCACUCAACAGGAAUCAUAGUAGGCGAACCUGUCGUUGUUUAUUCAACGCCUGAAGUAUUGGUCUCCUAAACUGUUGGCUAGCCUAUACCUGUAAAAAGGGGAAUUUCUCAAAGCAAUCAAAGAAAUGUUUAAGUCACCACUCCACAGAGAGAGAUAUUGCAAUCCAAUUAAAUUCAAAAUAGCCCAACUCUCAUAUAAUCUUAACAAAUUUAAUACAAUCAACCUAGACCAAUUGAACAUGAGACGAGAUAAACUUAUUAAAUACCUAUCGAAUAGUAAGUCAUUUAAAAAGCAUAACUUCAAAACUCGUAAUAAAUUUCAACCUUUUAUUCUGGAAAAUAUGAAGAACAGUGUUAUUUAUGUCAACACGGUUUGCAUGGUAAAGAAGUGACCACUGGCACACAAAAUAAUGUUGUUUACUAAACACCUGAAGUAAUAGUAUCUUAAGUAGUUGGUUAACCCUUGACUUCAAGAAACACCACAACUGUUUAAAACUUUUCAUAACUCAUCAAUACUCCUCCAAGAAAUAACUUCAUUUAAUCUCAACAGCUUCAACAAUCUCCAAUUUAGAAUAUCUAAUUAACUGUACCAUAAAAUCAAUAAUAAAUUAUUUCUACAACAAUCUAAUAAAUUUAAUAGUCUCCCGUCCAAAAUACAUAACUUAACGUUCAACAAUCUCAAUUCAUUCCUUAAAUGAUAUAAUAAACAUAAGUCUAAUAGAUACCAUAAGUGCAAAAUUAUUAGGUCAUCAUAGCACCAUAAAAUAUUAUCAAAGAGACAACAACCACUGCUGUCCAAGAAUAAUAAUACACAGCUUAGGAAUAGGUUGAAAUGUUUUGGAGAUAUAAAGUUUAUGAGCUUUAAGAGAGAGUCUAUGAGUUAAUGAAUUAGAUUAGUCUUCAAAAAUAAGGAAGUCUGUAACAUCAAAGAACUGGGUCUCAAGUCAAGAAAAGCACUGAAGAUUCAUUCAAAGUUGAAUAAGCUAAAUAAGAAAUUUUGUAAUUAGAAAGCCAAGUCAAGGUUAAACAAAAGACCAGUAUAGAUUUAAAAAAUAAACUCAAUCUUAUGAUCUAUCGAUAGGAUCCUACUGACGAAGCCACUAAAUUUAAGGAAUAAGAGCUAUAGCAGUUAAGACAAAAAUAUAACACCUUAAAUUUUAAACAUUAGAGCAAUGUAGAGGAUAUUGCAAUGACUCAAGCCAUUAUAGAGGCCAUAAAAAGUGGAAAGGGUUACAAAUUAGUGUCUGUUCGAGAACAAUAAUAAACAUCAAGCUACAACAAAUCCAGUCAAGGGCAACAGUAAUAUAAUUAAAUUAUAUGA